Molecule: messenger RNA, 811 nt
Organism: Blepharisma stoltei
Lineage: Eukaryota; Ciliophora; Heterotrichea; Heterotrichida; Blepharismidae
Source: the annotation of a GenBank genome assembly
AUGCAAGAUAUGAGUGAGGAAAUCGAAGACUAUAACUACAACCAAGAAGCCAUGGAAUUUACAAGUAUCACAGUUUUUCCACUAAAACGAAAGCGAGAGACAAGUUCAUCCGGCUAUUCUUCAGCUAGGUUUGCCGAAAAAAUACCAGAAGAUUACAUUUGCAAGAUAUGCAGUGAUGUAGUGAAGCAUCCUGUUGAAUGUGCUCUCUGUGGAACUCUUCUAUACCUAAUUCUGAGAAAUUACCUGCUGGUGACCGUUAUCCUUUUUUCAUUUCUAAAUAGGAUAACCUGUAUCAAUAUUUUAUUGAUUGUAAAUAGAUAUAUGUGAGGAUUGCACAGCUAAGCCAAUAAACCGAAAUUGCACAGUUUUUUCGACUUUGGAUUUUGAAAGACGCCCUGCUUGUCCGGUUUGUUCAACGAUCAAUACUAUGAGAAAGCCAAGCCGUGUGCUAAGGAGGAUGAUAAGUGAGCUAAAAAUUUGCUGUAAAAAUAGGAAGAGAGGAUGUGAAUUCAUAACGACUUUAGAUCUUUUAGAAAGCCAUGAGUCUCUUUGUUCAUACAAAGUAAUUAAAUGUGGAAAUAGUAAAUUUUGUGGCAUUAAAGGCACCAUCCAUAAUUUUAUACCUUUAGAUCCAGCUUUUAUACGAACCAACUCAAUGAUCAGAGAGGGUAGCGGAUACGUAUGCUCUGAAGUAUGCAAAAGAGAAGUCAUAUUUGAUCGACUGAUUCAUAGCAGCUAUAUCCAAGAAGCUCUUCUUGACUAUUUCCAGGUUGUUUCAGAAAUAGAUGAACGUAAACGUUCCAUUAAUUAG